Messenger RNA from Trichomycterus rosablanca, 2956 nucleotides. It is a transcript of the gene rasa2, whose product is annotated as RAS p21 protein activator 2. NCBI's taxonomy places the organism in Eukaryota, Metazoa, Chordata, Actinopteri, Siluriformes, Trichomycteridae. Gene Ontology annotation, biological process: regulation of GTPase activity. The coding region runs from base 26 to 2437 and encodes 803 amino acids. The transcript has 24 exons. The record is from RefSeq and is a predicted model, not a curated record.
CAGAGCAGAGCUGAGCGGAGGGACCAUGGCGGAAGAGGACGAGACCAAAAUUCGGAUUUUACAGAGUGUACGAGGCAAAAUCUGUGAAGGGCGGAACCUCAAUGUAGGUUCCGGAUCCAAUCGACUAAGAGAUGCCGGUACGUUCUGCACCAUCAGCCUGGACCAGGAGGAAGUGUUCCGCACAAAAGUGUACGAUAGGAGUCUAAGCUUUUUUUAUGGAGAAGAUUUCUACUUUGAGAUACCUCGGCCAUUCCAGUGUCUGUCCUUCUACGUUUAUGCCAAGAGUGUGUUUCAGAGAGACCUGCCCAUCGGAAAGGUGGCUCUCAGGAAAGAGGAUUUAUGUAAGUACAGUGGAAAGGAGCACUGGUUUCCUCUGCAGCCCGUCGAUCACAAUUCCGAAGUACAGGGGAAGGUUCAUCUAGAGAUGAAGCUUAGUGAUUUGAUAACAGAUAAUGGACCCGCCUCUCCAUGCCUGCAGGUCAGAAUUAUUGAGUGCCAGGGGUUACCAUUGAUCGGUGGGCAGUCAUGUGAUUCUUACGCUUCUAUAACAUUAAUUGGCCCUUCAAGGACUGAUCUGAGGAGGACGAAGGUGAAGAAGAAAACCAGCGACCCUCAUUUCGACGAGAUAUUUUAUUUUGAGGUUUCCAGAUCGAGCAGCUACAAAGGGAAAAAUCACUUCCAGGUAGAGGAUGAGGACAUUGAGAAACUGGACAUCAAGGUGGAGCUGUGGAAUAAUGGGAAUUUAGCUCAGGAUGUGUUUCUGGGUGAAACUCGAGUGUCGGUGAAGAUCCUGAGAAACGACAGCGUACACAAAGCAUGGUAUCUCCUCCAGCCUAAAAGCAAUGGUGUGAAGUGCAGGCCAGAUGAUCUGGGUUCUCUGCGUCUGAACGUGUGCUACACUGAAGAUAUCGUCUUGCCGUCACAUUUCUACAUCAACCUGAGAAACCUCCUGCUGAAAUCCCCUGACGUACAGCCGAUCUCAGCGUCGGCGGCUCAUAUUCUGGGAGACGUGUGUAGAGAUCGCAGUGAAGCCUCGCUGCCGUUGGUACGAUUGUUGCUGCAUCACAACCGACUGCUGCCCUUCCUCACUGCCGUAGCUGCUCUAGAACUGGAGAACACACAAGAGGCGAACACCAUAUUUCGGGGAAAUUCUCUGGCUACCCGCUGUAUCGACGACAUGAUGAAGAUGGUGGGACGAAACUAUUUGACCAUCACGCUGAAGCCUGUGCUGGACGAGAUCUGUGAGUCUAAUAAACCAUGUGAAAUCGAUCCGAUCAAACUGAAGGAGGGCGACAACGUUGAGGUCAACAAGGAGAACCUGCAGCUCUACGUACAGAAGGUUUUCUCCUCCAUCACAGAGUCGAGUGCUAGUUGUCCUCCUCUAAUGUGUGACCUGUUUAGAUCGCUGCGCCAGCUCGCCUCUGACCGCUUCCCCAGCGACCCUCAUGUACAGUACUCGGCAGUGAGCAGUUUUGUGUUUCUGAGGUUUUUUGCCGUUGCUGUUCUUUCUCCACAUUCCUUCCAGCUCCGCCCACACCAUCCGGAUCCUGAAGUUUCACGAACUCUGACACUCAUCUCCAAAACCAUCCAGACGUUGGGUAGCUGGAGCAGUCUGUCUAAAAACAAACUGUCGAGUUUUAAAGAGUCCUACAUGUGUGAUUUCUUCAAAUUAUUCCAGGAAGAUCAGUGUAUAGAGAAGGUAAAGAAGUUUUUAGACGACAUCUCAUCCAAUGUGUGUAAAGGUUCGAGUGCAGCGGAGGAUUUAGUUGUACUGAAGGAGGGGGAGGUACAUAAGAGGGUGCAAGGUAAGAAGCGUUUGGGGAAGAAGGACUUCAAGAAGCGCUGGCUUAGAGUGACGAAUCGGGAGCUUUCCUACUAUAAACACAAAGGUAAAGAUCCUCUGUGUGUGAUACCAGUGAGGAACAUUAUUAUAGUAGAGAAGCUGGACGAAAGUGCCUUCAGUCGUAAAAAUAUGUUUCAGGUGAUCUGCAGUGACAAGCCGCUGUACGUUCAGGCGGGGAACUGUGUGGAGGCGAGUGAGUGGAUCGACGUUCUUACUCAGCUCAUUCGCUGCAACUCAGAUCGACUCGGAGUGUUUCAACCUCCCACCGUCAACUGCAGAGACAGUACGCUGGCAAAUAUCCAGUUGGAGAUCGACUGUGACAGAGAGACUGAGAGGAUCUACUCGUUGUUCAGCUCCAGUUUACCUCGUCUGCAGAAAAUGGAGGAUGCCUGUGCCAGUAUGUCAGUGUAUUUGGGGCAGCAGAAGGAACAGGAAGAGUACUCCGCCUUUACUAUUCAGGACCCCAAGGAGACAUUCUGCACCAUACGCGAGGUCAGAGAUGUUCUACAGGAUCUACAGCUCAAACACACCGCUACGGAGCUGACGGACCAACCCGGAACGAUUGAAAACCCGAUCGUUGGAAGGACCAGCUGAUAAUGUGCUGGUGGUGAAAAGCACAGUGGGUCUCCCCUCGGUACCAGCAGGUGGCGCUGUGCGGGAGCCGGAUUCAGGGUUGUACACGCCGAGUGUGAUGGAGGGUACAGGGUGAUGAAGGACGUGAUGGUGCCGAAAUGCUGAGAGUUCAGAGCAAUCAGGAAUGUGAUGGACGGCACGCCAUCGUUAAAAUCAUGAUAUAAAUACAGCUGCUAUAGAAACGAACUGAACCUCCUGUUUAUAAACGAUCACUUAAAACUCCUUUGAAGUUUUUUCAUGUCUGAUGUAUUUGUUACAUCAAAGGGAAUUUCCUCCUUUUAUUUUUCUAUGUGGAGUCUGACAUUGAACUGCCUUAUGGACGUACGUACACACACACGCACACACACACACAUACAUACAUACAUACAUACACACACCUACACACACAUGUACAUGUACACACAAACACACACACACGCACAAACCUACACGCACAUGUACAUGUACACACACACACACACAUGCACAAACCUGCACGCA